AUGCGGGAUGGAAGCUUGUUGGAAGUCUGCAAUAUCAUUAAUGUCGAAACAGCGUUGAACGAGACCUUCCUCCCACUUGAUAAACAACCCUUUUGUUUCACACGUUUUCACAAAUUUGCUUUCUUUUGAACGGUAACAAAGAUAUCGUUGACUACAGCGUUGACCACCGCCGGUAAGAUGACUGAUGCCACAUCAUCCUUCUUCACCCCUUCACCUUUCCUCGAUUCAUCUCACGAAAACUCCGUUUUUCCAUCUCCAGGCACUGAAGAUGGAGUUUUGGAGACGAAAUUGAAAAAUCAACGAAGAAACACCAGCAAUUUCGCCUACCGAGUUCGAGAUCACGUGAAGAUGGGGCCAAAAUUAUCGGAAACGUUGAAGGGGAAGCUGAGACUGGGGGCGAAAAUCAUACAAAAAGGGGGGAGGGAAAACAUAUUCAAGGAAGUAUUUGGGGCGAAUGAUGGAGAGAAAUUGUUGAAAGCUUCACAAUGUUAUUUAUCAACAAGUGCAGGUCCAAUUGCUGGGAUAUUGUUCAUCUCCACUCAAAAGCUUGCCUUCUGCAGCGAAAGAUCAAUCAAAUUGCGUUCUUCAAAUGGGGAUCUCAUUCGAAACCCUUACAAGGUAUUGAUCCCAACGAACAAGAUCAAAGAAAGUAAUGAGAGGGAGAAUGUGGAAAACCCAACACAAAAAUACAUACAAAUAGUUACGGAUGAUGACUUUGAGUUUUGGUUUAUGGGUUUUGUAAGAUACGAGAAAGCAUUUCAAAAUCUUAGGAAGGUUGUUUCAAAAUAGGCGAACUUUUAUGAUUGUAGUUUGUAUGGUUUCGUUUCUUUUGUACAAAUUUUAUGCAUUAAUCUAUUUUUUUAGGAUCAUGCUAA
Molecule: messenger RNA, 875 nt
Organism: Helianthus annuus (common sunflower)
Lineage: Eukaryota; Viridiplantae; Streptophyta; Magnoliopsida; Asterales; Asteraceae
Product: GEM-like protein 4
Exons: 4
Coding region: 178-789 (203 amino acids)
Source: RefSeq, a predicted model, not a curated record